CUGCAGCUGACGACCAUUUCUGAGGGUCACGUUCUGCCGACCGACCUUCGCACUGUCACCUUGAAGCUGCUGUUCACACAUCCUAUACCUAUACCCCCUCUUGUCGCUACCAGGAGCACUGUCACUGUUACUUAGGGAGACUUCCCCCCCAACAUCCUAGACUUUGACGUCGACUAAAAGGAGGUCAUUUCCUCCGAACAUGGUAGCGCGUCGCGUGCUCACUCUUCUCUCGGCUCUCGACGAGGCCUCGCUGACGUCGCUGCUGCAGCAGCAUGGGGUGAAGGAGUCGCACGGCCGGACCAUAAUUAGCCAUGUCAUCAGGACACGUGGCCUGGGUUCAUUCACUGACAUUCCGAAGCUACCCCAGCCUCUAUACUCGCUACUGGAAGAUUCGUUUGCAGCUUGCUCGUCAGAAGUCGUGGACGAGCAAACAUCACAGGAUGGCGAUACCACUAAACUCUUGAUAAGGCUACAGGACGGGUUAACUGUUGAAGCGGUGAUUAUGCGUUACGAUGCGUCAGAGGGACGUUACAACGGCUACCAGCGGCCAGGGGGAGAGAGAGCCACGCUGUGCGUGUCUUCUCAGGUGGGGUGUGCCAUGGGGUGUUCCUUCUGUGCCACGGGCACCAUGUCUCGCCCCACCAGCCUCACAGCAGGGGAGAUCCUCGAGCAGCUGCUGCUGGCCUCGCAAAGAGCUCCAAUCCGCAACGUUGUCUUCAUGGGAAUGGGCGAGCCCUUCAACAACCAUGCUGCGGUGAAAGCAGCAGUUGAAUUGAUGGUUGCUCCCUAUGGCUUUCACUUGUCCCCCAACCAUAUAACAGUCUCCACAGUGGGCGUGGUUCCUCGCAUCCGCUCCUUCGCGUCUGCCUUCCCCUCGGUCAAUCUCGCUCUCUCGUUGCACGCCCCCUCGCAAGCCCUCCGGAUCUCCAUUGUUCCAUCGGCUCGGGCCUAUCCAUUGGAAAAGGUCAUGCAAGCUAUUGACGAAUACCAAAGGGACAGUGGCCGGCGAGUCUUUAUCGAGUACAUCUUGCUAGGAGGGGUCAAUGAUGGCAUCAACAUUGCACACGAGCUUGGGACAUUGCUACAAUCACGCGAUGUGGUGGUUAAUCUCAUUCCAUACAAUCACACGGACGUAGUAGCUCAGUAUCGCCCUUCCACCCCUGAGGCUGCAGAAGGCUUUCAGAAGGUGUUACGGGGAAGUUACGGGCUGCGCACCACUAUCAGGCGCGAGAAAGGGAAUGAUAUUGCAGGAGCUUGUGGUCAACUGGCAGUUAAAGCUGGAACGGGUGGGGACUCUCGGGUUUUAAGUGAGGGGAUUAAAGAGGGGGUUGAUGCUCUUAUGGGUGUUGAAGGGGAUUCCCUCAGCAAUGGCAAAACAUGUGGUAGUAGGGGAGGCGUUAGGGCGGAGAAAAAGGCUUGCGGAGGCGCAAAUGGUACCUUGCUAGAUAUUGAAGACAUUGGUUGAUUUCGAUUCAAAAGUGUAUUGAAUCUUGAAAUAUCCAU
Closterium sp. NIES-67 is the source of this 1503-nucleotide messenger RNA. The record is from the annotation of a GenBank genome assembly. NCBI's taxonomy places the organism in Eukaryota, Viridiplantae, Streptophyta, Zygnematophyceae, Desmidiales, Closteriaceae.